Kwoniella mangroviensis CBS 8507 is the source of this 819-nucleotide messenger RNA. RefSeq lists its product as uncharacterized. Bases 1 to 819 code for a protein of 272 amino acids. Gene Ontology annotation, cellular component: mitochondrion. Lineage: Eukaryota; Fungi; Basidiomycota; Tremellomycetes; Tremellales; Cryptococcaceae. The record is from RefSeq and is a predicted model, not a curated record. The transcript is spliced from 2 exons.
AUGUCAACCUUACCGAUUUUACGUUCAACUUUCGCCUCAAGCUCGCGCAGCACAAUACUCCGAGCACCAAGGAUCAUAGCCCCAAAGACACUCCCUCAUCUAUCCAACUCUCCUUCCCUCACUCGACAGAUACACAGUCGAUCCCUCUCCCCUCCCCGAACUCUAAUAACAGCUCAUCAUUCUCAACGUAAAAUUAGCGUCAGACAACUCUCAACUACAUCAUCCAAACUCAACGCCAACACCUCAUCGUCCCAAUCCCAAUCCCAGUCCGAGGCUGAGUUUGAACCCUCGCCCAAUCCAUCAAGCGUGACAGCCCGACUCAAACUCCUUUUUAAGAAAUACGGAUGGUACGCUCUCGGUAUAUACACCGUCCUAUCUACCAUCGACUGUUCACUCACAUUCAUCGCCGUUCAUACACUCGGAGCAGAGAAGUUCGAACCUAUAUUUGACAGUGUCAUCCAAUUCUACCGAGUAAAGAGAUACGGUGAAGAAGAAGCUGAUAAUCUGAAAAAAGUAGAUGAGGAGAAGAAAGCAGAGGAACUGGAAAAGGCGAGGGUCGAAGGUGCAGCUGAUAAAGAGAAGAACAAAUGGUUUGGUAAAACCUUCUGGGCAGAGUUAGCUCUAGCAUACGCCAUUCAUAAGACGUUGUUGUUGCCCGUUAGAGCGGGGUUGACGGUUGCGUGGACACCGAAGAUUGUCAAUUGGUUGGCCAGUAGAGGAUGGGUAGGGAAGGGCGGUCUCACUCGAGCUGCGACUCACGCUCAAGGCAAGGUGAAAGACGCAUCUGAAAGAGUUAAGGACAGAGUGAAACGGAAUUAG